This is a messenger RNA of Lathyrus oleraceus (garden pea), 828 nucleotides long. RefSeq lists its product as uncharacterized. Gene Ontology annotation, molecular function: nucleic acid binding; RNA-DNA hybrid ribonuclease activity. The coding region runs from base 1 to 828 and encodes 275 amino acids. NCBI's taxonomy places the organism in Eukaryota, Viridiplantae, Streptophyta, Magnoliopsida, Fabales, Fabaceae. The record is from RefSeq and is a predicted model, not a curated record. The transcript has a single exon.
AUGGACCCAGUCAAGUACAUCUUCGAGAAGCCUGCUAUAACCGGUAGAGUAUCCCGUUUGCAAAUGGCUUUAACCGAGUAUGACAUCCAACAUGUCACUCAAAAGGUUAUCAAAGGAAGUGUAUUGUCUGACUAUCUUGCACAUCAACCUUUAGAGGACUACCAGUCUAUGCGUUUUGAGUUCCCUACUGAGGACAUUAUGCUGAUAAGAGAUUGCAACAUACCCGAUCCUGAGGAAGGACCAAAAACUAGAUCUCAAUGGAACCUGGUAUUUGAUGGAACUUCUAACACUCAUGGCAAUGGCAUCGGGGCAAUCAUCACAUCCAUAACUGGUUUUCAUUUACCCUUCACUACAAGGUUGUGCUUUGAAUGUACCAACAAUAUAGCAGAAUAUCAGGCUUGUAUCUUCGGCAUUGAAGUUGCGAUUGAUCUUAGGAUAAAAAUUCUUGAAUUCUACGGAGAUUCAGCCUUGGUCAUCAUCCAAGUUAAAGGAUAUUGGGAAGCUCGAGAUCACAAGCUCAUCCCUUACAAAGAACAUGUUCUGAAACUGAUCACAUACUUUGAAGAGAUUACAUUCAACCACAAUCCCAUAGAGGAAAAUCAACUGGCCGACACCCUGGAAACUUUUUCAUCCAUGUUUAAGGUCAAAUGGAAAAAUGAAGCACCAACUUUCCACCUUGACUACUUGGACGAGCCUGCGUACUGUUUGGCAGUAGAAGAUGAAGCUGACGACCAUCCUUGGUUCUAUGAUAUCAUGAAGUUCUUGGAAAACCAAGAUUACCCCGAGAAUGCAUCCAUCAUCGAUAAGAAGUAUAUUCAGAAGCUAUAG